Molecule: messenger RNA, 1206 nt
Organism: Didymosphaeria variabile
Lineage: Eukaryota; Fungi; Ascomycota; Dothideomycetes; Pleosporales; Didymosphaeriaceae
Exons: 1
Coding region: 1-1206 (401 amino acids)
Source: RefSeq, a predicted model, not a curated record
AUGCCUGUCACAAUCAAGCCCUCGCCCGAGAAGGUCGGAGUCAACACCGAUACAAUCGCGACAAAUAGAAUCGACCUGCUUGAGCAACUUGAGCGGAUGAAGCAUCCCCACGCUAGCUAUGCCAAGCCAGUAUACUCCAAUAUUUCGUGUAAGCCGAUCAUGCACAGUUCAUUUGAAGACAUUGGGAAGGGCACUUCACCCAACCUUAUCCCGUAUGCCAACGGCUUCUUCGAAGGAAUCGUUCGCGCCUACCAGCAAGACCUGCACCUUGUGCUGCGCCCAGACGAUGUCUGGCAGGCGGUCAUCACCCAGUUCAGCUUCUACGUUGUUGGUCAUGCUGAAGAGCUACGCGAUAAAUUUGUCGCUCACCAGGGCAAGAAAGAGAUCGUGCUGAAGCACGCGGGUGGAAGCCCAUAUGCGAUGCAAGUCGAUAUCGUCGCAAGAAAGCUCACUUGCCUCAUCGAAGAGCAGCUGGUCAACAAACAGAUCCGGAACUGGAUCAUUCCUGACUUCAGCACGACAACUGACAAUGACAUCGCCGUUGCAAGCAUGACCAUGAUGGCAACGAUGAAGGAGUACUUCAACUACAGAGGGAAUACGGGGUGCGGGUUCCCGUCUGUCACUCUGCUGGGAGAGAGGAACGACUGGGCCAAUAUGCGGAAGCGUCUAGAUCAGCUGCCAGGCUAUGGCGAACAGCCUGCAGAAUGGGCCAAGUUACUUGUACCUGUUUUCGAUCGGUUUGUCGCGACCUUUGAUCGACCCAACGACGAAGCCCUUAAAACAUUCUGGUUAACUAUUUGUCACGCCGAACGUAAUGGAAGUGGCUCGCCUGACACGUUCUCCGGCUGGAUGACAGCUUUUGUUUUCUGGAAAACCGAUGGUUCUCGCAAUCUUCUCAGUGGCUGGCGACCGCCGAAGCAUCAAAUGGUAGCACCUCAACUGUCACUAGAUGGCCAAGUGUAUCCGAGGACCCUACAGGAGAGCAUUCCACAAGGCGUUGUCGAGGUUCCACUUGUCGUUCGGGACAUGGCGAGCAGGGUGGACCUCUAUACGCAAUUGGUCGCUGGUAGCGCUGGUAUGAGUAUAGUCGCCGAAGACGAAAACUCGACGACCGUACAGCCGAGAAGCGGUUGGUGGAUGCUGUUCCUUCGACAGAAGGCUUUUGAUCGGGGCGACAUGGAGUGCGACCAUAACCAGCCUCAAUAA